Molecule: messenger RNA, 4158 nt
Organism: Plasmodium relictum
Lineage: Eukaryota; Apicomplexa; Aconoidasida; Haemosporida; Plasmodiidae
Product: conserved Plasmodium protein, unknown function
Exons: 3
Coding region: 1-4158 (1385 amino acids)
Molecular function (GO): mRNA (2'-O-methyladenosine-N6-)-methyltransferase activity; RNA polymerase II C-terminal domain binding
Source: RefSeq, a predicted model, not a curated record
AUGUAUAUUCUUAAUAUAAAUGAUGAAUAUAAUUUACAAAAUGAAUUCAUUAAAAUUAGAAAAUUAUUUUUAAAUUUAUUUACUUUCGAGUUAUAUUUUGUAGAAAGUUUAAAAUUAAAAAAUAUUUAUUUGGAAUUACUGAAAAAUGGAAAUAAUCCAAAGUCAAUUAAAGAAUCCAAAAAAAUCAAGGGAAUUUACAAUAUAUACCAAAAUGAAUGUUGUGUAAAAAAAAAUGAUCAUUUAAUUGAAUUAAACAAAAAUUUAUGUUUCAUAGAAAAAGAGAUAUUAAAUAGAUUUUUUUAUAAUAUAACUAUUAAAAAUUCAAAUUGCAUAAUAAAUGAUAAAUUUACUUAUCUUUAUAAAUUAUUUAGAAAUUUUUAUUUUCUUUUAAACAAAAAAAAAGGAAAUUUUUAUAAACAGAAUGGAUUUUUUUUGUGUACUUAUUAUAUUAAAAAAUUUAGUUUAAUUCUAAAUUAUCUUAUAAAUGAUAAUAAGAAAAACAUCUAUUUUCAAUACAUAAAAAAACAAUUACAAAAAUACUCAACUAUAAAAGAAAAGAGAAAAAAAAAAAAAAAAAAAAAUGGGCAUUAUAUAUAUGUAUAUGUAGCUACUAGCACUUAUAAAAAUGAUAAGAAGAAUAGUUCUAAAAUAAAUAAUAUAAUUAUCACUUAUUAUGAUCAUAAAAUGAGUUCAUAUAAUUAUAGUAUUGAUAGAAAAAGAAAUAACUAUCAUAAUUUAAGUUUGCAUUUUAUUUAUAAAAAUAAUAAAUUAAAAAUUGAUAUAAAUAAGGUAACAUACGUUAUUGAAAAAGCUAUUUAUAAUGAUUUUUACUUUAAUAUAUUAAACUGUAUUUUUUAUUCUCUAAUAAAUAAAAGUAUACAUUCUAUUUCUAAUUUAAUAUAUUCUUCAUACACUUGUGAAAAUACUCAGAACAAUGAGGAAAAUAAAAUAAUAUGUAAUAACAAGGCCCUUUCAAAUAAUUGUUUCUUACCUAUUAAAAUACUUUUUAGUUCUUUUAAUAUAUAUCAAAAAUAUUUAAAAAGUGAAUUAUUUGUUGAUGAAUUAUUUCUAUUUAAACAUAUCAGAAUUUUAUUAAAGGAAAACAUAAAAAAGCUUUUGUUUCUGACUACAGUGAAUAUUAAUAGAUUAUAUAUUAAUUUAUCCUUUAAAUAUUUAUUUAAUUUAUUUCUUUUUUAUUUUACUUUUUUAGAUAUAAAUUUUUAUUGUUCUAUUUCUUUAGUAUGCCAUGAAAAUAAUUUAACAACUGAAGAAAAAAAAAUGUAUAUGACAAAAGACAAAAAUAAUAAAAAUUGUUGUAAAAAAAAUUAUGAAAAAUAUGAUAAAAAAGAUAAUUAUGAAAGAGAAACUUAUAAUAAUAAUAGUAAUAAAAUUGAGUUAUAUAUUAACAAACUUAGUGAUUAUGAUAGAAUUCAUUUGUUUAAUAUUAGUAAUAAUUUAAGUUAUAUGGAGAGUGAAACAAAUGACAAUAAAAAUAUAAAAGAAUUUCAUAAAAAUAAGAUAAAUAAUAGUAAUUUAACUUAUACAAAAAUAUGUAUUCAAAAUGACAUUAAUAAUAAUUAUAAUGAUAACAAUAAUAAUAAUUUAAUUAAAAAAAGAAAUAUGGAAGAUUUUUAUACUUUAUGUUUUUUUUGUUCUUAUAAUAAAUUGAAAAAAGAAAAUAUAAGUGUAAUAGAAAAAAAAAAAUAUUUUAUAUUUAUUAUCAUAUAUAUUCUACAAUAUAACUAUAUAACUACUAUUAAAUGUCAUGACUCUUUUUUAAGUUAUAUUUUUAAUAGUUUUGUUAAAAAUUUUUUUUAUUUUAAAAAUUUCGAUCUUUCAUAUGAAUUUAUUAAUAAAAAAUUAAAAGAUAAAAGUGAUCAUUCACAUGUGAAUUGUUACCAUAAAAAUGAAGACAAAAUUGAAAAGAACUUUAAUCAUUUCUUUAAAAAGGUGAAUAAAAAAGAUAUAUAUUUAAAAUAUAUUUAUAAUAUUAUAAAUGCAGAAGAUUUAUCUCUUUAUAAUUCACACAAAAAGAGAAAAUAUUCAAAUUUAGAAAUAAAUGAAUCAAAUAUUCAAAACAAUAAAUCUAUUAGUAAAAAUCCUAAGAAAGAGAAUCAUAUACCAAAUACUAAAUAUAUUUCUUCAUCUAAAAAUAAAGCAAAUAAAAAUUUAUCUUAUAAUAUUAGUGAAAUUACUUAUACAAAUUAUAUAAAUAAUUUUGAUUAUUUAACUUCUCUGAAUUAUGAUAAUAAAACAAUAGAGAAUGUUGAUAUAAACAAUAAGAUGCUGUUUAAAAAAAAUUUAAAUAAAGAAAAUGAUUUACAUGAAAAUCCAUACUCUUUCAAAAAAGAAAAGAAAAGAAAAAAUAUAAGUAUUGUAACAGAAAACAAUGGAUACAAUAAUAAUUUAUAUUAUUAUAUUAAUGAGAAAAUGAAAAUAUUUUUUGAAAAUUUAAAAAUUUUAUUAUUCCCUUUGCUAGAGAAGUUGUAUAACAAAAGUAUUUUAUAUAUAAACCUACAUAUUUAUUUAUUUAUGAUACAUUCCUUCUUUUUAUUAAAGAAAAUGAAAAAAGAAAACAUUGUGAAAAUGGAAGAGGUUGCAUUAACCAAAAAAAGGAAAACAUAUGUAUGCAAGAAAAAAAAUAUCAGUUUAUGUAAAAAAAAUCAUGUUUAUAAAGAAAAACAGAAAAAAAUUUUAAAUAAUAUUAUUAAAGAGUUGUCUAUUUAUAAAUAUUACGAUUUUUUAAAUCUCCUAUAUAGCAAUAAUAAUAUCAUUUUAAAAAAAAUAAAAAAUAAAAAAAUUUUUUUUUAUCUAAAAGAAAAUUUAGAAAACUUUAGUAAGUGGCAUAUACGAUUAAUUUAUAAGAUAGAAAAUUUUAUAAAUACAUAUAAGUAUAAAUACAAAGAAAUUCUUGAAAGAAAAUUUUUUCUAUUAAAAGAUAACGAAGUUAAUAAUAAAAAAUAUAAAAAAAUAUUCGCAAUUAAUUAUAUAUUUUAUUUAAAAAAAGGAAAAAACAUUUCAAUGGAAAACAGAAAAAAUAGAUUAUUAAAAAAAAGACAACAUUUCAUAAAAAUAAAUAAAGAUAACUGCUUAGAAAAAUAUAUAAACAUAUUACACAAAAGCAUAGGAAUAUUUCACAAUAUUUAUAUAAAUAUUAAUGAAGAUGAUUUUUAUGUUCAAACUAAAAAAGAUUUUAUUAUUUUUAAUCUAAAAAGUAAAAUGUAUAAUCAUGAUAUUCGUAAUAUUUAUUAUGAAUUUAAAGGAAAAAGAUAUUAUGUUUUUGAUAAUUUAUAUACUUUAAAAAAAACAUAUAAAAUACAUUAUAUUAAUUUAUGCUUGUUAUUUUAUAGAUAUUGCUUUUUUUUUUAUAAUUAUAAUCCCCUUAUUUUUUCUUUUUUAUUUAAUAAUAUAUAUUGUAUUUGUAUAAGAUGCCUAAAUAAAUAUUUAGUUAUAAAAUGCUAUACAAAAAAUAAAAUUGAAAAAGAAGAUCAUGAUUGUUUUUACAAACAAAAUGGAAUUCUAAUAAAAAAUAGGGAUCAAAUUUUUAUAAGAACUUUUUAUUAUUUGGUUUUUUUUUUAAUUAUACGUUAUCAAACGUUUAUAGGAAAUACUAAUCACUCUGGCUCUCAUAAUUGUGUACCUAAAAGAAUAAUGAAUAUUUUAGCAAAAGAAUUAGAAAUAAAACGAGAAUGUUUUUCUUCUCCAUUUAAUGCUGUUUUAAAAAAUUAUUGUUCUUUUUUUAGUGAUAUUGAUAUAUUUUUUGGUAGUUCGAGUAACUUCUUUGAAUUUAAUUUACAAAGUGGAUCAUAUGAAGUCAAUCCUCCUUUUGAUAUUUUUUUAAUUAACAAAUUGAUAAUAUAUAUUUUACAUAACUUAAAAAAAGAAUUAUAUGAAUUGACUUUUUUUUUAAUCAUUCCUUUAAUUAAAGAUAAAAACUAUUUUUAUGAAUUAUUAUUUUCUUCUCCUUAUAUAUCCUAUUACUUCUUCUUAAAAGGAAAUUCAUAUACUUUUUCAACUAGGCUUUUUGACAAAAGAGAAAAAGAAUAUACCUCAACUUGUGACUGUUUUGUAUUUAUUUUACAAAAUAAAAAAGCUAGAAUUCAAAAAAAAAUUCAAAAGAAAGUUGUAUUAAAAAUAAAAAAUUUAUGGAAAACUUAG